CCAAUUUUCUUUAUCAGCAAGAAUGAGAAAGCUCGGUCUACUCUUAUUAUUAGUCUAUGGUCGAACGCAACCGAGAUCAAAUCAAAUCAAAUUUUCUUUAUUACAUUACAAUUUGGCUGUUUACGUACACGUGUUUACUUUCGGUAUGGCGCUUUAUAUAAAGCCUCCAAAAGGAACAGUGUCUUUUCGGAAUCUCCGCAAUUAUGUCACAAAGAGGCUAUUAUUUUUGUGUUGUUUGAAAGGAAAAUCUAUACAUGAAAUCACAAGUGCUAUUACAGAAGAAGGGCUGGCUGAGGCUUCUGAAUGUCUGAUCGAAGGAUCCAUGAAAGACAGAAUUUCCCACUUUACACUUAGGCUUUUGUGUGCAUCUGAUUUGGAACUCAGCAAUUUUUUUAUUCAGAGAGAAACAGAAUUAUUUAUUUAUCGAUUGCAGUUUUAUGACCAAGGAACAAUAUAUAAAAUGUUGCAGAUUGCCUAUAAGCAAAGUAUCGAGGUCCUUGAAAAGGGACUAUUUCUAACACAAGGCUACCACUGUGCUCUAAAAAAUUUAAAUACAAUUUUUGAAGAAAUGCAGAAUGCAUAUAAAAGCGGGUGUCAUCAGAUUAAUGUUCAUUUUACUGCAGCUUUGAAGUUUGUUAGUGAGCGUUCAUGCUACCUUCACAUGGGAUAUGUUAGAAUACCAUUAGAAAAAAUCAGAAUUCUUCUUUCAUCAAACUUUCAAGAAAUUCUUACUCAAGGACUUACACAAAUGCAAUCUUCUGUUUGCAUGCAAGAGUUAGAGGAUCCUCGAAUCAAAUCAAUGAGGCAAGAUGUCUUAAGAUGGUUUUAUCAGCCGAUGAACUCUUCUUCCAUUUCACAAUCAAAAUUGAGGCCCAUCAACAUUACCAAUUUAUCAUGUGAAAGUAUGAAAUUUCCGUUGUGCAUGGCAAAUUUACAUGAGCAGUUAGUUAAACAUCACAGGCUCAGACACUUUUCAAGGAUUCAAUACACCCUUUUCCUCAAAGAAAUUGGACUUUCUUGUCAGGAUGCUAUUUCAUUAUUUAUGAAAGAGUAUUCUCUACCUUCAGACAAAAAAUGUAGGACUAACAGCAGUUGCUCUCAUUCAUGGUCUGAAAAUAGAAACCGUUAUAUAUACAGUAUUGAACAUUUGUAUGGGAAAAAAGGAGCUGGAAAAGAUUAUAAAGGGCAUAGUUGUCAUUCUCUGCAAAGACAACAUAGUAAUAGCUUUGGGGAUGGAGGGUGCCCUUUUGUAAGCUUUGAUGCUGAUAACUUAGAAAAAUCUCUCAAGUCAUAUAAGUUUGAGAUGCCAGAUAUUGAAGACAUAAAAUCUUUGGUAUCAGAACAGAAAUACAAUGAAGCAUGCUUUAGGUGCUUAAAGACCAACCUAAGCAGGCAUUAUCAACCAAAUACUACUAUGGGAAAAACUAAAAUUUCUUCUUGCAACUUUUCUAGCAAUCAUAUGAUUAUCAAUAACUAUAUUCCUGCAAAGAAGUGUAGUGUAAAUAACAGUAUUUGGGAUGACUCUUUUUUGCAAGCUCCUACUAGACCUUCAAAUUAUUAUUUUACACUCUCAAACUUUGGUGACUUUUUUUCUAAUAAGUGAACGAUUCUCUUUCAUACUGGUACUGGUGAAAUAGUAUUGUGCAGUCUACUCCAGUUGUGUGAAAAAGUGAAAUUAUUUGUAUUACAUAACAUUAAGAAGUUUGAAUAUUUAUUAUUUUAGUGGAGAAAGUUAUUUUUUAAGUUUAUUUUUAAUUAAUUUAUUUUUUAUGGUGCUUUGUUAUUCUGGUACCUAGUAUUUUGAGAUUUCCACUGCUGGAUGAGAUCAAUCUCAAAGCAGCUUUUUCUUUUGAUUUGGCUUUGUUUGAUUAUCCAUGUUUUCUAAAGAUUUUGCAUUUAUUUUCUGUUUGGGCUGUUACUUUGUUUGCCACUACUUUCCUAUAUGUUCUUUACUUAAUUAACUGCUGCU
Messenger RNA from Uloborus diversus, 1969 nucleotides. Its product is annotated as DNA primase large subunit-like. The coding region runs from base 23 to 1603 and encodes 526 amino acids. Lineage: Eukaryota; Metazoa; Arthropoda; Arachnida; Araneae; Uloboridae. The record is from RefSeq and is a predicted model, not a curated record. Gene Ontology annotation, biological process: DNA replication, synthesis of primer. Gene Ontology annotation, cellular component: alpha DNA polymerase:primase complex. The transcript is spliced from 6 exons.